This is a messenger RNA of Paramormyrops kingsleyae, 2364 nucleotides long. Its product is annotated as interphotoreceptor matrix proteoglycan 1-like. Gene Ontology annotation, biological process: visual perception. The record is from RefSeq and is a predicted model, not a curated record. Lineage: Eukaryota; Metazoa; Chordata; Actinopteri; Osteoglossiformes; Mormyridae.
UUCACUUUCUUUCGACAGAUGCUGCAUGUUCUUGAGAAACUGUCAGGAUUUAAAGAGAUUAGAGUUUUAGGAUUUAGGUCUGGGGAUGUCUCCGUCCGCUACGCUGCUGUCUUUGACGGAGACGCAUUGGUCUCCGAGACAGCUGGCAGCGAGAGCACGGUACCGGGUUCUGGUCUGGGUGACCAGAUGACAAUUAAGACUCAUCUUAAGGACAUGGUCACCAAAGCCCUCAGAGAAGAUACGUCACUGCCGUUGGACAUCCAUUCUGUCUGUUUUGCACCUGAGCAGGUAACAGUAAGAUCAACGUUAGAAGAGACGCCAACACCGGAAUUUCACAGUGAAAUGAAGAUGACUACAGAGACCACAGCAACUGCAAUUGAGGAACCUCAUCUUUCUCCUGCCUCUGUGGAGGUGGGAAAGCAUCAGGAGGAGAAUGAUCUAGAGAAUCUUCUAGAGUCAGAUGUCUUCAUGAAAGAAGACAUAGAUCAGAGUGUGGAAACCACGAGCGGACCUGUAAUACGCAACAAAGGGUCGGCAAGGACGGAGAGUGUCCCCAUCACUCGAGGAUAUGACCUUUCCACAGGUGUCGGUGAUAGGGGUCGUGAUGUCGUCAACCACCCCGUGCUUUCAUUCAUGGACGGAGUGUUGGGCCUUUAUGAAAAUGUAUCUGGCACUGUGCUGGUCACCAUGACACAGCCACUGGAUGAGCCAAUCACAGAAGCUCAGCCUGGCGAAGGCACAGACAAGGCAGAGCAAGGGCAAGAUCUGAGGUCAAAACACCCUGAAAUCCCAGAUUCACAUGCUACAACAGAUAGUGUGGUCUCUGCUGUCCUCACCACUGCCUGUGGACAGGAGGAUAUGGACGAUACCAGGCAGAAAGAGAAGGAGCAACGUUCUGAAACCAGCAUCCCUAUCCCGAUAGAUUAUGACGGUGGAGAUCCGGCUGGGACAGACUAUCCCCGUGAACAUGCAUCUCCAUCUUCAAAGACCAUGACCGCAGAGAGUCACAGCAGAGAGAUGGCAGUGGUGUUUAGCUUGCGGGUCGCUAAUUUGAUGUUUGCUAACAACCUGCUGAACAAAAGCUCCCCUGAUUACAGAUUACUGGAAAACGUCUUUCUUCAAGUGAUGCAGAUUUCCAGUUCUCACGACGGGCCAAACUCUGGAUCCUCCGAUAAAUCUGAGCCUGGGAAACAGAGAAUAGCCUUAUCCAUCCCGUUGCUCCCAUAUCUGCAUUCCAGUGUGACUGGAUUUAAGGAGCUCGAGAUUCUCAGCUUCAGGAACGGAAGCGUGAUCUUCAACAGGGAAAUGAAGACGUCUGGGCCGUAUAAUGUCACAGAAGCGGUCCAUCGUGUCAUCGCGAACUUCUGCUGCGGUGUGCCCAAGCGCCUCGACGUCGAGGUGGAGCACACGUCCCCGGGUGUCGAGUCUGCGGAGGUGACGGACCCUUGCAGGUUCCUGGCUUGCGGCGAGUUCUCACGCUGUGCGGUUAACGCAUUGACCCGCGAGGCCGAGUGCGUUUGCGAGCCCGGCUACGGCGCUCCGGACGGGCCUCCCUGUCGGAGUCUCUGCAGCCUCCAGCCGGACUACUGCCUCAACGGGGGGCAGUGCCACAUCGUACCAGGAGGAGGCGCUACCUGCAGAUGCCCUGUUGGUAGAUACUGGCACUUUCACGGAGAGCGUUGCACUGAGCUGGUCUCGCUGCCUGUUGACCCAUUUCUAAUCAUCAGCUGCCUUGUUGGCUUCCUUGCAUUGGUCUUGGCCGUGAUUGGGAUCUUGCUGUUAAUUAACAGGAAAUGCAUCCAGACCAGGAGGACAGUGAGUUUUGUACACAAAAAUGGCCCUUUUGCAUUUGCUCGCACUGUGAAGUUAAACCCGCUUUUUGAAAGUGACGAUGGUACCCUGAUUCGCGUGUCCAGCUUGACCCGCACCCCGAGCACCGGGCCUGGCUUCACCGGACUCUCUGAGCAGGACACCUUGAGUUCAGUCGAUGACACGCAGUUCACUAUCGAGAUCUCACGGCCACUACAUGCCACAAGACCAGACAAGUUAGAUUCAGAAAUGGACGAUUUCCGCCAAUGUUUCCCUUUUGAGGGCACGACAGAUGUUUGAAAUGUAUCCACUUGCUUUUUCUCCUGUCUGCCAGAAUAUUCACGGUUCCCAGGAGAGUGCAAGUCAGUCUCAGAUUAUGGGAAAAGCAAGUAAAGAAUGAACAGUGACUAAUUAGGUAUUUAAUGACUACAAUAAUAAGCAAGCCAUUAUAACCUAUAGAAAUACUUUGUAUAUUGUGUUCUAAUAUUUUCUCACUUCCCACCUAGUUGUGAAAAUUCUUGCAUCUAGAAUAAGAGAAUGCAAACACUGCUAAUU